Molecule: messenger RNA, 210 nt
Organism: Sodiomyces alkalinus F11
Lineage: Eukaryota; Fungi; Ascomycota; Sordariomycetes; Glomerellales; Plectosphaerellaceae
Exons: 3
Coding region: 1-210 (69 amino acids)
Source: RefSeq, a predicted model, not a curated record
AUGCAUUCAUUCAUAUCGAACGCUCCCUACCUCUUCGCCCCUGUUUCGGCACCACCCCGAUUGGAGCGACCUCCUCGACAGCCGACCUACGACAUUUGCACCCGUCGCAUUAUAGCGACAGAUGCUUGCUUCUACUUGGUUCCCGCAGCCGCCGCCUUCAUGUUUCUUUCUUCCUUAUCACUUCGUCGUCUUAAGCGCGAGGAGGAGUAA